CGGUGGCACUGAAACAGUGAAACUCCAUCGCCACCCUCCCCAUUUGGCAUUUGUCUUCAUUUCCCAUUUCCCCUGAAAUUAUUGGGAGUCUCUAUAGAGAGAGAAGCUAAAGAGCAGAUAGCAACUAGAGAUACAUUCAGGGUGUGACCUUGGAUCACAGGAGAACACAGUAAUCAAAAUCCACCCAAAGACGACGACGAUGUGGAGAAGAGUACUCUCUUUACAGCUCAAAACCCUAGCCUCCCACCGAUCUGCUUCCGCCGCCUCUCGAUUCGCUUCCUCCAAUCGAGCAUUCAUUUCCCCAUCGCCUUCCGCUUCUCUUUUCCAUCGCUAUUUCACUGCCGAUGCAGCAGGUGCUGCUGUGAAAAAGAGGGUUGAAGAUGUAAUGCCUAUUGCUACUGGACACGAGAGGGAGGAGCUUGAAGCUCAGCUUGAGGGGAAGGAUGUUCUUGAAAUCAACCAUCCUGUUGGUCCUUUUGGCACAAAGGAAGCCCCAGCUGUUGUCAAGUCCUACUAUGACAAGAGAAUUGUUGGUUGCCCUGGAGGUGAAGGAGAGGAUGAACAUGAUGUUGUCUGGUUUUGGCUGGAGAAAGGCAAGCCUCAUGAAUGUCCAGUGUGCACACAGUACUUUGCGCUGGAAGUAGUGGGCCCUGGUGGACCUCCAGAUGGACAUGGUGAUGAUGAUCAUCAUUGAUCACAGAUUUUUGGUUCUCCACUUGGAAUAAAAUUUGGGAAGAUGAUGAGACAAUUUCCAGUAUAAAAAUGAAGCAUCGAAGUUCGGAAGCUUAAUAUCUUGUUUGUUUCUCAUUGGUGCUUUUUUUAUCUUUGUGGCUGUUGCUUUUGCAACAGAUGGGAUGGUAUCUUUUUUGUGGUAAUGUAGACACAGAUUGGUCAUCUGUUGGAACGACAGAUUUUGCUAGAUUUCGUUUAAAUGGCGUUGCCAAAUAAUCGAUGGCUACACUUCUAUUCUUUCCUGAAACUUCUUGAUGUUAGUGUGAAAGAGAAUCAUAGAACUUUUUCCUUAGUAUUUGCCAUUUUACACUCUGUUAUUGAAAUACUUAUUUUUGGAA
This is a messenger RNA of Manihot esculenta (cassava), 1070 nucleotides long. Its product is annotated as cytochrome c oxidase subunit 5b-1, mitochondrial. Gene Ontology annotation, biological process: mitochondrial electron transport, cytochrome c to oxygen. The coding region runs from base 200 to 694 and encodes 164 amino acids. The record is from RefSeq and is a predicted model, not a curated record. The transcript has 6 exons. Gene Ontology annotation, cellular component: mitochondrial envelope. NCBI's taxonomy places the organism in Eukaryota, Viridiplantae, Streptophyta, Magnoliopsida, Malpighiales, Euphorbiaceae.